Molecule: messenger RNA, 1987 nt
Organism: Megalops cyprinoides (Indo-Pacific tarpon)
Lineage: Eukaryota; Metazoa; Chordata; Actinopteri; Elopiformes; Megalopidae
Gene: tfb2m
Product: transcription factor B2, mitochondrial
Exons: 9
Coding region: 136-1467 (443 amino acids)
Biological process (GO): transcription initiation at mitochondrial promoter; rRNA methylation
Cellular component (GO): mitochondrial matrix
Molecular function (GO): rRNA (adenine-N6,N6-)-dimethyltransferase activity; mitochondrial transcription factor activity
Source: RefSeq, a predicted model, not a curated record
AUCUGGGGUCAACAACACGCGUGUUCAAUGUCACCACGAUAAACGGGUACAGGACAGGAUGAAUCCUCAGGUGUAUUUGUGAUCGGAAGAUCACAACGGGCUACACAGUAGACAAAGGCACGGAACUACAUCACCAUGUCUUCACGUUGCUGCAGAGUGCUGGUUUUGGCCGUGAAAGCGACUUGCGGCCAGCCAGCAGCAGCGGGGCCCCUGUUCGGGCUGCCCGCAUGUACCCACACCGCUGCCCUCACGCAGACGCGGUCGUACGCCGUGGACUCGCUGACGACCGGCGCCUGGAGAACGCAGGUCCAGCAGGGCAAAGCCGAGCGCACAGCGUCGGACACCGGGCUAACCCAGAGGAACCUGUCCGCGGUGGCCGGCGCCCUGAAAGGCCACUGCCGCCCGCUGAGCAGGUACGACUUCCUGGACCUUGGGGAGGUGGAGGAGAACACCCGCAAGGCGAUGACGUGCAGAAGCCUCCGGAGGUUCAUCAUCGAUCCUGCCCUGGCCAGGCAGGUGGCUCGGCACCUGGAAGGUGACCUGGCGGACAGCAACGCCGUUAUCUUCGAAUGCAACCCUGGCCCUGGGGUUCUGACCCGUACGCUGCUGAACUGCGGCGUGCAGAGACUGGUGACACUGGAGAGCGAUAAGUCCUUCCUCCCAGACCUCCAGGCUCUGGAGAGCAGUCUGGACGGGCAGCUGGAGGUGGUGCACUGCGACUUCUUCAAGCUGGACCCCAUUGGUCUCGGCACCAUGCGGCCCCCAGCCAUGUACUCAGAGAAGCUCUUUGAUGACCUGGGCAUCUCCGAGGUGCCCUGGACAGCAGAUGUUCCGGUGAAGGUGGUGGGGAUUUUUUCCCAGAGGAACGAGAGGAGUAUGCUGUGGAAGCUGAUCUAUGCCCUGUACGAGCGCUUGUCCAUCUUCCGCUAUGGCCGUAUAGAGAUGAUCAUGUUCAUCAGUGAAAAGGAGUAUUUGAAACUUAUGGCCAGACCAGGAGACAUGAACAACUACCAGGCCUUGAGUGUACUAAUGCAGAUGGCUUGUGAUAUUCAGCUGCUCCACAAGGAGCCUUGGGAAUCUUUUGUGACGACUUCCAAGCAUGGUGGAAUGGCAAUUCCAAGGAGUCGGGUCCCGAAUGACCACCUGUGCCUGGUGAGGCUGACCCCCCGCCCGGGCCUUUUUACCUCCGGCCUCACAACUGACAACGCCUCCACCCUGAUCAUGAUGAUCAAGCAGUGCAUGGCCAAGAGGAAGGCCCGUCUGCUGGACCGGCUCAAUGCCUGGAGUCCGGAAAGCGGAUCAAAGAUCCUAAAGGAGAUGGACCUGCUGGAUGACACCCUGACGGGAAGCGUGUACCCAGACGAGUACAAACACCUCUUCCGACUCAUAGACAAGUCUGAGGAAUUCAGCCAAAGCUGGUUGUACGAGGAGAUCCUGGAGAACACCAAGACCACAAGCCUCAUGUGACAGUUCUGGAAGAGCGCAGCAGAAUUCAGAAGUGUUCCAGAGCAGAAUUCAUGAGAAUGUUCCUAAAGAACACUCUUCACAUGAGUGUUCCUAAGAAUCAAGGUUCACAUCAGUCUUCCUGAAGAAAUGAAUUCACAUUUUUGUUCCUAAAGAACAGAAUUCAGGUUUCUUUUCGUGAAGAACAGAAGUCAUGCAAAUGUUCCAAUAAACACACAGGCUCCUGUGACAUGAACUUAAGAACACAGGAUUCACGCUCUUCCUAAAGAACAGAAUUCACUCUAAUGACCCAGAAGAACAGAUAUCCGGUGAAUGUUCUGGAAGAACCGAAAUCACAUGAAUGCUCUUUAAAAAAAUCACAGGCUUUUUGUGACAGUUCUUGAGGAACAAAGGCCUCAUAUGUGUCAUAGGACAAGGUCAUGGGUCAUAGGUGACAAAGGCCAAUCAAGAUGUGUGAGGUGUUUGUUACUGUCUAGCUUUCUCAGCUCUGAAUUGCUUUGUGCAUUAUUGCACACAUUUUACA